This is a messenger RNA of Pseudoliparis swirei, 2076 nucleotides long. It is a transcript of the gene hdac8, whose product is annotated as histone deacetylase 8. Lineage: Eukaryota; Metazoa; Chordata; Actinopteri; Perciformes; Liparidae. Gene Ontology annotation, molecular function: histone deacetylase activity. The record is from RefSeq and is a predicted model, not a curated record. The transcript is spliced from 11 exons. The coding region runs from base 88 to 1224 and encodes 378 amino acids.
UCAAAAUCUCCUCCCUUGUAAAUUCGUUUUUUAAAGCUCCAUUCUCCGUUAAAUACUAGUUUUUUAAACACAUUUUACGCGUCGUAAAUGAGUCGCGGAGGAGACUGUGAUGACGGCGGCGGCGGGAAGCGGAAGGUGGCGUACGUUUACAGCCGGGAGUACAUCGAGACUUGCGACAGUUUAUCCAAAGUGCCAAACCGGGCGAGUAUGGUCCACUCGCUGAUAGAAGCUUACGGACUCCUGGAGCACGUGAGCACCGUUAAACCUCAGCUGGCCUCCAUCGAGGACAUGGCCAAGUUCCACACAGACUCUUACCUGGAGCACCUUCACAAGAUCAGCCAGGACGGAGACAACGACGACCCGCAGUCGGGCGACUACGGCCUGGGUUAUGACUGUCCAGUGGUGGAGGGGAUCUAUGACUACGCGGCUGCAGUAGGGGGCGCUACACUCACGGCAGCCCAGUGUCUGCUGGACCAAACGUGUGAAGUGGCCAUCAACUGGGCAGGAGGGUGGCACCAUGCCAAGAAGGACGCGGCGUCGGGUUUCUGCUACGUGAACGACGCCGUGUUGGGAAUCCUGAGGCUGAGGGAGAAGUACGAGAGAGUGGUCUACGUGGACGUGGACCUGCACCAUGGAGACGGUGUGGAAGAUGCCUUCAGCUUCACCUCCAAGGUCAUGACCGUCUCCCUGCACAAGUUCUCUCCUGGAUUCUUCCCAGGUACGGGUGACGUGUGUGACACGGGGCUGGGUAAAGGCCGGUGGUAUGCCGUGAACGUCCCGCUGGAGGACGGCAUCAAGGACGACAGAUACUUCCAAAUAUUUACAAGCGUGAUGCAGGAAGUGCGCGCGCAGUUCAACCCGGAGGCCGUGGUGAUGCAGCUGGGGGCCGACACCAUGGCGGGGGACCCCAUGUGCUCCUUCAACAUGACCCCGGUGGGGGCGGGCCAGUGUCUGCAGCACGUCCUGGAGUGGCAGCUCCCCACCCUGCUGCUGGGGGGAGGUGGUUACAACCUGGCCAACACGGCUCGCUGUUGGACCUACCUGAUGGCGGCGGUGCUCGGAAAGACCCUCUCCUCCGAGAUACCGGACCACGAGUUCUUCACAGAGUACGGGCCUGACUACUCCCUGGAGAUCAGUCCCAGCUGCAGACCGGACCGCAACGACACCAAGAGCCUGGACCGGGUCCUCAGCACCAUCAGAGGGAAUUUAAAGAAUGUGGUUUAGGAGUCGACCCUCCUCCUCCUCCUCCCCCCUCCUCUCUCUUCCCCCCCCUCCUUCCUCCUCCCCCCCUCCCCCCUCCUUCCUCCUCCUCCUCCUCCUCCUCCCCCUCACACAAACACACUCCAUGUUCCUAAUGAAGACAACAUGGACCCUUUCGGCCCGAGGCUCUUGAGGAUGAAGGAAAACAUGAGCCGAGUGUUUCCAGGGAAACAGUUUAAUAAGGGGGGGGGGGGGGUUAUAACCCCCUUUGUUUUGGGGAAGUUCAGUGUGUGUGUGUGUGAAACUGAAUUCACAGUCAAUGCACCUCGGUUUUUCUAUUUUUUUUUAUCAAAGUUUGUUUUGUGUUAUUUUAAAAAAAGACAAACUGAUUCUUUUUAUUUCGGGAUGCUUCCUGUUGGAGCGCCGAAAGAGACGAGUUCCCUCAAACGCCUCGCUGCAGAGCAAACGUCCGGAAGGCCAACAACUCUAAUAGAUCAAACACAGGAGGUGAGACGGAGUCAACAACAACAAACAAACAAACAUGGCCGCCAGGUCUUUGCGGCAACGUUGCGCAAUCCCUCAAUGUUAGUGGAAUGAAGAGCGACUCUUUCUACUGCGUGUUGUUGUUGUUGUUGUUGUGGUGGUGGUGUUCCCACGUUUCAGACUCCACCCUCCAGACUUUAAAGUGCACCAUCACACUUUUUCAUUUUCAGACUUCAUUCAUAAAAUAUGUUACUUUUUAUUUGUAUUUGUUUUGUAUAUUUUCCAAGAGGUUUUAAUGUUUUCUCUUGAAGCUGAAAGAAAUAAAAAGUUAAAGUUAAACGCUGAAACACUUUAGAAUCCUUAGAUCAAUAAAAAAUACAUGAAAUAAAUAAA